Molecule: messenger RNA, 4353 nt
Organism: Danio aesculapii
Lineage: Eukaryota; Metazoa; Chordata; Actinopteri; Cypriniformes; Danionidae
Gene: brpf1
Product: bromodomain and PHD finger containing, 1
Exons: 16
Coding region: 185-3976 (1263 amino acids)
Biological process (GO): regulation of transcription by RNA polymerase II
Cellular component (GO): MOZ/MORF histone acetyltransferase complex
Molecular function (GO): protein binding
Source: RefSeq, a predicted model, not a curated record
CUUCAGUUCCUGGUGUUAUACAGUGUGUGUGAUGGUCAGAAUUCAUAAAGGAUAUAAUAUUAUAAUAACUGAGCUCAGACCCGCGUGUUCAGAAUUAAACCCGUCCCAGUGUGAAUCCUCGCCCUCGAAGAAAUCGCCGAAUCUGCCGCCGACUCUGGAGGAAUGUUAGCGGGCGCUCCUGCUGAUGCUGCAGUGCACUGACGGCAUGGGGCUGGACUUUGACGUGAAGACAUUCUGCCAUAACCUGCGGGCCACCAAACCGCCGUACGAGUGCCCGGUGGAGAGCUGCCGCAAGGUGUACAAGAGCUACAGCGGCAUCGAGUACCACCUGUACCACUACGACCACGAGAACCCACCGCCGCCACCGCAGGGAACACCGCAGAAGAAGCGCAAGGGCCGGCCGCCACGCGGAUCCAGCGAUGGCCCCGACUCCAGCACAGGCCCCGGGGCCACCAGCGGGCAGAACACUGCUCCGAGCAGCCCUGCUGAACGCUCUGAGCACUCGCACUCGCCCGUUAGGGAGACCAUGACCUACGCAGAGGCACAGCGUAUGGUGGAGAUGGAGAUCCGUGGCCGUGUGCACCGCGUCAGCAUCUUCCAGAGUCUGGAUGUGGUCUCUGAGGAGGACAGCGGGGCUGAGGAGCCACCGGGGGCCACGGGGAGCGCAGCCGCAUCCUGUAACGGAGGCGGCGAGAGUGGAGGGGGAGACAGAAUGGACACUUCCUCAGCAAACGGGGAGAAAGGAGCACAGAAAACAGGGAAGCACAAGAGUAAGGAGAAGAAGAAGGACAGCGGAGCGCAUCAUCACAUCAACACCUCAGGACCCGCCGUCAAACUGCCCGAGGUGGUGUUCCGAGAGCUGGAUCAGGACAGACCCGACGCACCGCCCAGACCCAUGAGCUACUACAGGUACAUCGAUAAAUCUGCGGAGGAGCUGGACGAGGAGGUGGAGUACGAUAUCGAUGAGGAGGACUACAUCUGGCUGGACAUCAUGAACGAGAAGCGGCGGUCUGACGGCGUGGCCCCCAUCCCGCAGGAGGUGUUCGAGUAUCUGAUGGACCGUCUGGAGAAAGAGUCCUACUUCGAGAGCCACAAUAAGGGUGACCCGAGUGCCCUGAUUGACGAGGAUGCGGUCUGCUGCAUCUGUAAUGACGGCGAGUGUCAGAACAGUAACGUGAUCCUGUUCUGCGACAUGUGUAACCUGGCGGUGCACCAGGAGUGUUACGGCGUGCCCUACAUCCCCGAGGGCCAGUGGCUGUGCCGCCGCUGCCUGCAGUCGCCCUCCAGAGCUGUAGACUGCGCACUGUGCCCUAACAAGGGUGGAGCCUUCAAGCAGACCGACGACUCGCGCUGGGCACAUGUGGUGUGUGCGCUCUGGAUACCGGAGGUGUGUUUUGCGAAUACGGUGUUCCUGGAGCCGAUCGACAGCAUCGAGCACAUCCCGCCGGCACGCUGGAAGCUGACCUGCUACAUCUGUAAGCAGCGCGGCUCUGGCGCCUGCAUCCAGUGCCAUAAGGCUAACUGCUACACCGCCUUCCACGUCACCUGCGCGCAGCAGGCCGGCCUCUACAUGAAGAUGGAGCCGGUGCGGGAGACCGGAGCCAACGGCACCUCCUUCAGCGUACGCAAGACCGCCUACUGCGACAUACACACACCGCCCGGCUCCGCGCGCCCGCUCGGGGGAGUGGGCGGAGUCAGUGCUGACUCUUCCCACAGCGAGGCGGAGCCAGAGGAGGAGGAGGAGCCGCCUGCUGCUGAGGAUGAUGGGAAGGGCUGGAGCUCAGAGCGGGCGAAGAGAGCGAAGGCAAAGUCACGGCUGAAGAUGAAGAGAGCCAGAAAGAUCCUGGCGGAGCGCAGAGCGGCCGCACCCGUGCUGUCUGUGCCCUGCAUACCGCCACACAAGUUGAGUAAUAUCACCAGUAACCUGACGGUGCAGAGGAAGAGUCAGUUCAUGCAGAGACUCCACAGCUACUGGACCCUGAAGAGGCAGAGCCGUAAUGGCGUCCCGCUGCUGAGACGGCUUCAGACGCACCUGCAGUCGCAGCGCAACACAGAGCCACUGCCCGUCACGAGGGACGGUGAGGAGAAACACUCGGUGCUGAAGGAGCAGCUGAAGGCAUGGCAGCGUCUCCGUCAUGAUCUGGAGAGAGCCAGACUGCUGGUGGAGCUGAUCCGCAAGAGGGAGAAGCUGAAGAGGGAGACGAUUAAGGUGCAGGAGAUGGCGCUGGAGAUGCAGCUCACUCCUCUGCUGGUGUUGCUGCGCAGAACACUGGAGCAGCUGCAGGAGAGAGACACCAACAACUUCUUCACUGAGCCUGUACCUCUGAGCGAGGUCCCGGACUAUCUGGACCACAUCGAGCGGCCGAUGGACUUCCAUAAGAUGUGGAAGUGUGUGGAGUCGCACCGCUACCUGAGCUUCGAGGCCUUCGAGGGCGAUUUCCUGCAGAUCGUCAACAACUGCCUGAAGUACAACGCUAAAGACACGGUGUUCUACCGCGCGGCGCUGCGGCUGCGGGAGGCGGGAGGAGUGGUGCUGCGGCAGGCGCGCAGGCAGGCCGAACGCAUCGGCUUCGACUACGAGACGGGACUGCAUCUGCACCGAGAGCCCAGUCCUGAGAACACACACACACACCAGCGCGAGCGGGAGCGCGUCUAUAUAGAGGACGAGCUGCUGUCGGAGAGCUGGCGGCGCCUCCCUGUGGACGAGCAGCUCCAGAUCCUGCAGAACCGCUACGAGGAGGCAGCGUCCGGGAAACACAGCAUCGGCCAGCAGCGCAGAGCCAAAGCGCUGAAGAAGGAGAUGACGGCGCUGCGGAGGAAGCUGGCGCACCCACGGGACACACUCCUGCUGGACACACACACUCACACACAUGAGGCCGGACUGCUGGAGCGCAGAGACACCAUACAUCACAGUGCUGGAGGAGCCCGACACGAGGAGGGAGAGGGCAGCGGCCACCAGAUCAAAGAUCUGAGCUCCUCUUCUUCAGCUCUGGCUCCUGAAGUGGGCCGCCGCACCUCUGUCCUGUUCUCUAAGAAGAAUCCUAAAGUCUCCGGACCCCCAAAACGUCCUGGCCGGCCCCCGAAGAACCGUGAUGUGCUGCAUGGGCCCGGGGUGUUGAGCUCCAGCCCCAUCGGGCCUCCGCAGCUGCCCUCUCUCACAGCCUCACGCAAGAGAACACACAGCCCCCAGUCCAGCUCCAGCUCCGAGUCCGACAGCGAACAUGAACACCUCAUCCUGGAUCUGCACAGUAAUGGUUUUGGUGGAAGCGGUCAGCCGAAGACGGAGAGUUUUCUGGUGUACAGGAAUGAACGCAGCCUGCCGAGAUCCAGCUCCGACUCUGAGUCCACCAGCAGCAGCAGCAGCAGUGCCGCGUCUGACAGGACCAGCACAACUCCGUCUAAACAGGGCCGAGGGAAAACCUCAUUCUCCCGCUCCGCUUUCCAGGAGGACAGCAGUGAGGAGACGUCCGGCACUGAGAACGACUCGUACUCUAUAGGAGGAUCCAGAGGAGUGUCUCACUUGGUGCGGAGCAGAGGGCGCUCUGGAUGCUGGAUGAGCUCAGAUGAUUACAGCUCUCUGGACGCUCUGGAUCUGGUGUGGGCGAAAUGCAGAGGAUACCCAUCAUACCCUGCUCUGAUCAUCGACCCUAAGAUGCCGCGUGAGGGAGUGUUUCACCGCGGUGUGCCGAUCCCCGUCCCGCCUCUGGAGGUGCUGAAGCUGGGAGAGCAGAUGACCCAGGAGGCUCGAGAACACCUGUUCCUGGUGCUGUUCUUCGACAACAAGAGGACCUGGCAGUGGCUGCCGCGCUCUAAGCUGGUUCCUCUGGGUGUGAAUCAGGAUCUGGAUAAGGAGAAGAUGCUGGAGGGCAGGAAGUCCAACAUCAGGAAGUCUGUGCAGGUGGCGUACCACAGGGCCAUGCAGCACCGCAACAAGGUGCAGGGAGACCCCAGCAGCGACACCAGCGACACCGACUGACACACACACACACUCUCCUCUCUCCUCCGGUGCUAAAGAGCUUCAGCCUGACGUCACGUCUGUACGUCUCUUUGUGUGUGUGUGUGUGUGUGUGUGUGUGUGUGCACGUAGAUCUCUCACAGACACACACCACACAUACAUACAUACACAAUCUCUCUCUCUCACACACACACACACACACUCGUUUUCUUCACACUACAGUCAGAACUCAACAGUUCCUCAACACACUCGAGCAUAAUCAGGGCUGACCACAGAAGAACUUUGAGAUUGUGUGAAACCACAAGCCCAGACUGAGCCUCGUGUGUGUGUGUGUGUGUGUGUGUGUGUGUGUGUGUGUGUGUGUGUGUGUGUGUGUGUUUGUGUGUGUUUGUGAAAAC